Messenger RNA from Ochotona princeps (American pika), 2759 nucleotides. RefSeq names its product TNF receptor associated factor 7 (gene TRAF7). NCBI's taxonomy places the organism in Eukaryota, Metazoa, Chordata, Mammalia, Lagomorpha, Ochotonidae. Gene Ontology annotation, cellular component: nucleolus. Gene Ontology annotation, biological process: Notch signaling pathway; ribosomal large subunit assembly. The record is from RefSeq and is a predicted model, not a curated record. Bases 162 to 2207 code for a protein of 681 amino acids. Gene Ontology annotation, molecular function: zinc ion binding; protein binding. The transcript has 21 exons.
CAAGUCCCGACGGCCACCGGGGCUGAGCACUUCCGGCUCGCGCGUCCUGUCCCUUUCCCGGCCGGCGGCCGAGGGGGCACGAUGGAGCGAGAGGGCUGCACCGCUGUUCUCCGGCAGCUGCGGGGGCCGCCAUCCGCAGACCCUAGAUGCCUCCCUAGAGCAUGAGCUUGGGCAAGAACGCCCGCUACAGCCGCUUCUCUGGGGGGCCUGCCAGCUUGCCCGCCCCUGCCGCUGCUGCUGGGGACAGGGCCAAGCUGCCUCCGUUCUCUCUCCAGACCAGAAUGGAAACCACCUUUGGGCCUGCUUUUUCAGCCGUCACGAGCGUCACGAAAGCUGAUGGAACUGGCACAUACAAACAGCACCGCAGGUCGCCCUCCUCCUCCAGCACCCUGGCCUACUCGCCGCGGGAUGAUGAGGAUAGCAUGCCCCCCAUCAGCACGCCCCGCCGCUCUGACUCGGCCAUCUCCGUCCGCUCCCUGCACUCCGAGUCCAGCAUGUCCCUGCGCUCCACGUUCUCACUGGCCGAGGAGGAGGAGGAGCUGGAGCCGCUGGUGUUCGCCGAGCAGCCCUCAGUGAAGCUGUGCUGCCAGCUCUGCUGCAGCGUCUUCAAGGACCCCGUGAUCACCACGUGUGGGCACACAUUCUGUAGAAGAUGCGCUUUGAAGUCAGAGAAGUGCCCCGUGGACCACGCCAAGCUGACGGUGGUGGUGAACAACAUUGCGGUGGCUGAGCAGAUCGGGGAGCUCUUCAUCCACUGCAGGCACGGCUGCCGGGUGGCGGGCGCCGGGAAGCCCCCCGUAUUCGAAGUGGAUCCCCGUGGGUGCCCCUUCACCAUCAAGCUCAGCGCCCGGAAGGAGCACGAGGCCAGUUGUGAGUACAGACCCGUGCGCUGCCCCAACAACCCCGGCUGCCCCCCGCUGCUCACCAUGAAUCUGGAGGCGCACCUCAAAGCGUGCGAGCACAUCAAGUGUCCUCACUCCAAGUACGGGUGCACGUUCGUCGGGAACCAGGACACGUAUGAGACGCACCUGGAGACCUGCCGCUUCGAGGGUCUGAAGGAGUUCCUGCAGCAGACAGACGACCGCUUCCACGAGAUGCACGUGGCGCUGGCGCAGAAGGAGCAGGAGAUCGGCUUCCUGCGCUCCAUGCUGGGCAAGCUCUCCGAAAGGGUCGACCAGCUGGAGAAGAGCCUGGAACUCAAGUUUGACGUGCUGGACGAGAACCAGAGCAAGCUCAGUGAGGACCUCAUGGAGUUCCGAAGGGACGCGUCCAUGCUGAACGACGAGCUGUCCCACAUCAAUGCGCGGCUGAACAUGGGCAUCCUGGGCUCUUACGACCCUCAGCAAAUUUUCAAGUGCAAAGGGACCUUCGUGGGCCACCAGGGCCCAGUCUGGUGUCUGUGUGUCUACUCCAUGGGAGACCUGCUCUUCAGCGGCUCCUCUGACAAGACCAUCAAGGUGUGGGACACAUGUACCACCUACAAGUGCCAGAAGACACUGGAGGGCCACGAUGGCAUUGUGCUGGCCCUCUGCAUCCAGGGGUGCAAACUCUACAGUGGCUCAGCAGACUGCACCAUCAUCGUGUGGGACAUCCAGAACCUGCAGAAGGUGAACACCAUCCGGGCCCAUGACAACCCUGUGUGCACGCUGGUCUCCUCCCACAACAUGCUCUUUAGCGGCUCCCUGAAGGCCAUCAAGGUCUGGGAUAUUGUGGGCACUGAGCUGAAGCUGAAGAAGGAGCUCACGGGCCUCAACCACUGGGUACGGGCUCUGGUGGCCGCUCAGAGCUACCUGUACAGCGGCUCCUACCAGACAAUCAAGAUCUGGGACAUCCGGACCCUCGACUGUAUCCAUGUCCUACAGACGUCUGGCGGAAGUGUCUACUCAAUCGCGGUGACGAAUCACCACAUCGUGUGUGGCACCUACGAGAACCUCAUCCAUGUGUGGGACAUUGAGUCCAAGGAGCAGGUGCGGACGCUGACAGGCCACGUGGGCACAGUAUAUGCCCUGGCAGUCAUCUCAACGCCGGACCAGACCAAAGUCUUCAGUGCAUCCUACGACCGAUCCCUGAGGGUCUGGAGCAUGGACAACAUGAUCUGCACACAGACCCUGCUGCGCCACCAGGGCAGUGUGACGGCGCUGGCCGUAUCCCGGGGCCGGCUCUUCUCAGGGGCCGUGGACAGCACCGUGAAGGUUUGGACUUGUUAGCUGAAGCCAGGCCAGGCUAGCCACAUGACCAGGUCUCGGGGUCUUCUGCCUGCCCUGGGGAAUGGGUGGACGGGCUCAGGUGGUCGGCAGUGCCUUUCCUGCCCCACACUCAGCCUCACUCCCUCGGCCUGGUCCUUCCUGUUGCCCAGACAGUGGCCAGGCCCCUCUCCCUGGGCGCCAGGUACGCCGCCCGCAGCCCUGCCUGCCCUGUGCCGGCCCGCGGGCCUUUUUAUUACCCUUUUCUACUGUUUUUAGGCUUACAUAGAUUUGAUUACUCCUGAUGAAUAAACGCUGCACCCACUGUGGCUGUGUGUGGGAGAGGGCGUCGCUGGCACCUCCCAGCCUCCCUGCCACCCCAAUUCCCGGCCUCCAGGCCCAGUGCUCCCCCUGCCCAACACGUGCACCCCGACAGACAAGCCACGCCUUCACAGAUUGAGCCAGGCAGCUCCAUUUUCUGCUGUUUAUUGCCGGCCCAGCCCUCCCCGCCCACUGCCGGAGCCCCCCGCCUGGGCCACCCUCCCCCGCCCAGGAGAGGCCAGUGGACACCCAGGU